Messenger RNA from Suillus clintonianus, 2821 nucleotides. RefSeq names its product BRE1 E3 ubiquitin ligase-domain-containing protein. The transcript has 15 exons. The record is from RefSeq and is a predicted model, not a curated record. NCBI's taxonomy places the organism in Eukaryota, Fungi, Basidiomycota, Agaricomycetes, Boletales, Suillaceae. Gene Ontology annotation, molecular function: metal ion binding; ubiquitin protein ligase activity. Gene Ontology annotation, cellular component: nucleus; HULC complex. The coding region runs from base 95 to 2527 and encodes 810 amino acids.
UUUCAAACCCAGAUACUGUUCAUUGCUAAGGUCCCUUUUGAAAGUGUUUAUUCUGUUCGUCGCGUCCUACCAACGCCUCUUUUAAUCCUUCAUCAUGUCGGAAUCAAGGAAGAGGCCAUUGCCAGACGAUGGGGAGGUUGCUCAAGCAAAAAAGCGGGUGUUGACCAGCACGAGUGGGAGCCCGGAGGUCAACGGCUUGACUGCUAAUCACGACGCAGAAGAACCUGCAGACAACCACCAGUUGGAGCUAUUUCGAAAGGAGGCUAUCUUCAGGCGCAUGAAGCACUAUUCGAGAGAGAACGGGCGGAAUCAGGCGCGCAUAGCUCAACUGGAGCAGCGAAGAAGCUCGUGUGAGGCAGGUCUGGUGGCCAUUGCCGCAUGCUGGAAACAGUUAGUAGACACCAUUCAAACCCUGACGCCACCAGAGGAACUUCCAACAGUCGAAGUCGAUACGAAGGAUAUUUUUGACUUGUCACAGCACAUUUCAACUGACUCGAGCCUCAAAGCUGCACUAGAGAAGAACAUGCUCGCAACCGAAAAACUAAUCACAAGUUUCAUGAAGCUAAAUCCAGCCACCUUCAACGACAAGGCAUAUCAACGUUGUCAGACAUCACAGACCGAGUGUGCUGCACUUCGCUCUGAAAUAGCACUUAUGCAGCAGAAGCUCAGCGAGGUCCAGUCAGAGAAGGAGCAACUACACGAUGACCUCAUUGCUUUGGAGAUCAAGUUGGACCGUACGCAAAGUGGUACUGUUGCAGCCAUGCAGGCAAAGGGUGGGGCAAAGGAAGAGGCACACUCGGAUCAACCAUGCCCACCGGAAGGAAGCACUCCGAAUCAUGGGUCGUCAACUCCGCUACCGGCUCAAAUAAAUGGUCAUGAUGAUUCAUCCCUGUCAGACAUUGAAGCUCUUCGAUUGGAGCUCAAAAUUUCCUCCGACCGUGCAAAUAAGCUGGAGACAGAAAUUAGGACCCAGGCAGAAACCAUAGCGAAGCUCGAGGUCGAGCGCGCCGCUCCGACAGUUGAAAUGGUCUCUGGGACUGUGCACUAUAAGCUAUUAUCUGAGCGUAGGGAUUAUCUGGAGCAUACCAAAUCUGAGAACGAUAACAGAAUUGGACGGUUGGACGCCACGGUACGAGACCUGCAAUCAAGUCGGACGCAAUUUGAGGAGGAGACUCGUGCUUCCGCGCAACAAAUGAAUCAAGAACUCAAAGCGGUACUUGCUAAGCGGGAUGCAGAUCUCACUCGCCUUCGCGACCAACGUGAGCUGCUGCACGCCGAAUUAAAUGAACUUAGAAGUCGUGAAAAUAUAAAAUAUCAGUCAUCACGGGAACUCAAGGCCCUCGCCGAAUCACGAGCGGAAAAAAUAACGCAACUUGAGUCGGAGGUUAGGAGACAUAAGGCGAAAUUAGCUGCGCAUGCCGGCAAUGAAGAUCUCAUGAAGUAUUUCUGGGAGGGAAAAGUUGAUGAUCUUCAAUAUGUGGACGGUCUUCGGAGGAAAUCGAUUGAAACUGAGGCAAAGCUCACUGCACUCCAGCAAUCCCUGUCCGCCAUACGAGAAGAGCAACCUGAUAUUGCACGUCAUAUUGCCUCCGAGGCAGCUACCCGAGAAGAGCUCGUGGCAGUCACGGCAGAAUUAUCAAAAUAUCGAUCUCUCCUUGGAGAACCCUCUUCUUCAGACCUCACUAGGCAAUUGCAAGCGAAGGAAGAUGAGCUCCAGAAAUUGCGGCUUCUUGCAGAGCAACAUCAACAGGCGGAGGACGCAAUUUAUGCAGAGGUGGAGAGGCUUUCAGGAGCAUGGGAAACUUUGGAUGGGCAAUUAAAGAAUAAGGCAGCGAGCUUGACCGCAGCGGAAGAAAAGGUCGCCAAGAGCGCACAUGAGAAAGCCAAGGCGGAUAAUAAGUACUUUGCGGCGAUGCGCGACAGGGAGUCCGUCGAGAUUGAGCGAAAAAAUGCCAUUCGAAACCUCGAGAAGCAAGCCAAGGUUGUCGAACGACUAGCUGACAGCGAGAAAAACCUGCAACAACAAGUGGGGCAUCUCGAAGCAGCCAACCAGCGUCUGCAUCGAGUGAUGGAUGAAGCGGAAAUAAGAUUCAAUGCGCUCGAUUAUGAUGCUUUGAUGUACAAGAAGCAGGCUGAGAGUACCGAAGAGAUGAUGAAGAAUGUUCGAAAAGUUGCUGACGAGAAAUACGCCUACAUCCACCACCUCAAAGGUUGUCUAUUCAAGAAAGAUGACGAGCAUGCUCGUAUGAAAGCCGAGGUUGAUAAACUCCGUGCUGAGGCGAAGAAGUUCAAAUCUGCUUCAGCCAGCGAAAAGGAAGCAGAGCUUAUCGAGGAGGCUGCGUCUGUCUGGAGACUCAUUAAAUGUUCGACGUGCAAAGAAAACAUGCGCGGGGUUGCUCUCACCAAGUGCUCGCACACGUUCUGCAAACAGUGCGUCGAGGCCAGGAUCUCGACACGUCAGCGGCGGUGCCCACAUUGUAAUUCAGGCUUUGCGCAGAGCGAGGUGGUGAACGUCCUCUUCCAAUGAGCGUUUCUUUCAUUCCAUCCAUCCCUACUCAAAUAUAGACUUCUGGUAAUCUUCGCUGCUUGGCGCUUUUUUAUUGGACCGAAUUUUCAGUCAUGCGGCGAUGUAUUGUAGCAUAUUUUUUAUGCUUUUUUAUGGAGCAUAUGUGCCAGGUAAUGUAAUGAUAUCUUUUUGUCUUUGGCAUUUGUCGGCGAAUUAUAGUGUUUGGAGGGGACCUGCUUAAGGCUUAUGAUAUGCCAGGUCGGGCUGGGAGAACGCGCUUCGUACCACUGUCCAAGUCACUAAAUAAUGAGAACC